Molecule: messenger RNA, 1486 nt
Organism: Impatiens glandulifera
Lineage: Eukaryota; Viridiplantae; Streptophyta; Magnoliopsida; Ericales; Balsaminaceae
Product: protein CLT2, chloroplastic
Exons: 10
Coding region: 98-1369 (423 amino acids)
Source: RefSeq, a predicted model, not a curated record
GGCGUCACUCAAUUCCCAAAUGCCUCUCUUUCCAAAAUAAAAAUAAAAAUAAAAUAAAAAUAAAUAUUCCUCUGUAUCAAUCUCUCCGAUCAGUCCGAUGGGAUGUUCAUCUCUUCCGGCAAGUUACGCCGUUUGCUCCAACUUCCACAUCAAUGCUCCUUCUCUACCAAUUCUCUCAACAAUGUCAUUACACCCGAGAUCCAGACACCGUUCCUUUCAUCUUUCUCCUUCUCUGUUCAAUAAUGGUCUCAAGAAUCGAAUUCUCUUGCUGAAGGACAUCAAUAAGUCCUCUUCGCACACGAACCAGAAAUUCAGCAUCCGUUCUUCGUCAACAAGUUCAGGAGAAGCCUCUUUGAACAUAAAACUCGUCAUAGUUUGCUCCUCUAUUACCGUUAUGUUAGCUGUCGCGAACCGCGUACUCUAUAAGCUCGCGCUUGUACCAUUGAAGCAGUAUCCGUUCUUCCUGGCUCAACUCAAUACGUUCGGGUAUGUGGCGAUUUAUUUUGUAAUCUUAUACAUAAGAUAUCGCAAGGGGAUUGUAACGGAUGAAAUGCUGUCCAUCCCAAAAGGAACGUUUAUUAUAAUUGGUAUUCUAGAAGCUCUUGGAGUUGCUGCUGGGAUGUCUUCUGGAGCGAUGCUUCCUGGACCAACGAUUCCUAUUCUUAACCAGACAUUCCUAGUCUGGCAAUUGGCCUUCUCUAGCCUUCUUCUAGGGAGAACAUACUCAUGGAACAAAAUUGCUGGGUGUUUGCUUGUAAUUGCAGGUAUAGUUGUGGCAGUUGCAAGUGGUGAUGGCCAAAUGUUAUCUGGCAUUGAGUUGGUUUGGCCUAUCCUAAUGGUUGCAUCAAGUUCUUUUCAAGCUGGUGCAUCUAUUCUCAAGGAAUCAAUAUUUGUCAAUGCAACAUCUCGCCUCAAGGGAAAGUCGCUUGAUAUCUUUGUCGUCAAUUCUUUUGGUUCUGGCUUCCAGGCUCUUUUUGUAUUCCUCCUCCUGCCUUUUUUGUCGAGCUUAAAAGGCAUACCUUUCUCUGAACUCCCCACCUAUAUUAUGAAUGGUGCUGGUUGCUUUCUGAAUGUGGGAGGUAAUACAGUAGGUUGCAAUGGAGCUCCUCUAUUACCUUUGCUUUACAUAGUUACCAAUAUAGCUUUCAACAUAUCAUUGCUCAAUCUCCUAAAGAUCUCCUCAGCAGUUGUUUCUUCUCUUGCAUCAAUGACAUCAGUUCCAAUAUCGAUUUACAUAUUGUCUCGUCCAUUACCUUACCUUCAAGAUGGUGCGAGUUUGAGCCGCUUCUUCCUGUUAGGCAUUAUAAUACUCUUGAUUGGUCUUCUUCUCUACAACAUGCCUCCUCUUAGAACCAAAAAGGAUCCUUAAAUUCAUGUAAAAAAAGAAGCAAUAUGAUAUUAAUUCUACUAGGAUUUUUUUUUUAUAUAAAUUGUAUACUAUUAUUUAAUGGUAAUGCUUCACCCAUCAAUUCAUGUUGGUGAAUUG